This is a messenger RNA of Lentinula edodes (shiitake mushroom), 2036 nucleotides long. RefSeq lists its product as uncharacterized. Gene Ontology annotation, cellular component: pre-snoRNP complex; nucleus. The transcript is spliced from 3 exons. Bases 283 to 1785 code for a protein of 500 amino acids. Lineage: Eukaryota; Fungi; Basidiomycota; Agaricomycetes; Agaricales; Omphalotaceae. The record is from RefSeq and is a predicted model, not a curated record. Gene Ontology annotation, biological process: maturation of LSU-rRNA from tricistronic rRNA transcript (SSU-rRNA, 5.8S rRNA, LSU-rRNA); box C/D snoRNP assembly; snoRNA localization.
CAAAUCAAGUUUUGAGCUUAUACUCGGGGGUACUUGGACUGAUCUAAAAUAUUUAAGCAAAAUCAAUACAACACCAGCGAUAUUCAGUAACACCUAUCAGAACUACACUUACCGGCCAGAGUGUACAAGUUUGUCCAAGUAGGUUCCAAUCGUAGAUGAGUACUUACCUUACUAUAUUGAGUAGUAAGAGCAUUUGGAGGGUCCAAUAUUAGCGGCUUCGCAUUGACAUGCAUCCAACGGGUUUACUCCGACCGGCGCCAAAAAUCUUCACCCCCAACCUCGAUGGUCGACAUUUCUUCAACAUCGAUUUCAGCUCCAGGACCUUCUCAAAUUCUAUGUAAAGUUUGCAACGCCCGUUACGCCAUAUACACAUGUCCCCGUUGCAAAAUUCGAACUUGUUCCCUUCCAUGUUCUUCCAGUCACAAGGUUGCAACAAAUUGCUCGGGAGAACGAAAUAAAGCUGCAUUUGUUAACAUGAGAGAUUAUACUUGGGGUACUCUGAUGAGCGAUUUCACGUAUUUGGAAGAUGUUGGACGGAAAGUAGGGGAAUGGGGCGCGAUAAUUGGAAAAGGCUCGUACGCGAUUCCUGAAACUGGACGAGACGCAAAUGGAAUGAGAGGUAGAGGUAUGAGAGCCGGAAGAGCUCAAUUUCGUGGACGAGGCGGAGGGAGAGCCGGUGUCGCAAAGACGAAACGAGAUAUAUUGAAAACACAGCUCGAGAUGCAGGAUAUAUCUAUGGACUUGCUCCCACUUGGAAUGGAAAGACGACAGCAUAAUCAAUCAAUCUGGGAUUUCAAAAAUCAAACUGCCUAUCUUACGAUCGAAUUCAAGUUUCAUCCUCCACAGGAUCCUACCUCUUCGAAACAAAUACCCUCGUUUAACUUACUCACACAUCGCAACAACAUCAAAAAUUCUUUGCUUUCUCUUGUGGUGAGCCAAGUAUCGCAACGUCGUAUGCUCCAACAGAAACGAGAGAAAGGCAAAGGCAAACAGAAGGCGCUGGCGGAGGUGGAUGAACAUAUCACGGACAGGAAUAUCCUCCCUCUUUGGCUUCUGGAGCUCGUCGAAGAAAUCCCUAGUCCCAUACCGGACACUGGGAAAACAAUGUUUUCUCCAUUUGACAGCCUAAUCCGAGCACCUGUGCUUCCAAUGCCUCCAACUGCCUUAAGCAUAACCGGCACGCGACCCAAAACAGCUUAUCAUCGUGUAUCGCCCACAGAACCACUUCUCACUGCUCUACGCAACACUCAUUUCGUUGAAUACCCAACCUUAGAUUUGUGGUCACAAGGUGAAUUUUCUGGCGUUGUAGCCGACCAGCACGCAGAAUCACAGCUGCGCGAGACGUCUGGAUUUAGCCAGCAACUGGUUUAUGAACGAGGGGAUAUCGUGUCAGAAGAUGAACCCGGUGAAAAUCCUGAGAGGAGAGCUAAACGCCGAAAAAUCGAGCUGAAAGCUGGGAAGAAAGCCAUCUCGGGAUUGUUAGGCGGGUAUGGUAGUGAUGAUGAUUCGGGGCAGGAGGAAGAGGAGAGAGCAGAGAAGGACGACGGGCGCGCGCAAAACGGCUUGACACUGUUAGGUGCAUAUGCAGACAGCGAUGAAGAGACCAAGGUUGAGAUGGAUUCGGACGAAGAGGAUGAAGACGUGGCCGAAGUGAGUCCCGAAGUCCUGUUAGAACUCAUGAAAAAAGCGCAAAGCGGCAAUUCAUGGAUGGACGACUCCAAAGAUGACGACAGGGUAGAUUGGGGGGAUGGCGAUUCAGAAGCUGAGCAGGAAGAGGAGGAAUGACAGUCCUACUAUAGAUAUAUCCAUUGCGUUAUACAUCCUGUCGUCUCAAAUCGAGCAAACCCUUCAUUAACAGCUGAACUUCGAGAACAGCAUCAAUGCUCUGACUCAAAGGAGUUUCUUGUGUAUUGCGUAUGGGAUUAGCUGUCUUGACUUCGACUUCCCAUAAUGUAUCCGGAUGCGCUGGUAUAGGCUCUUGAGUGUUAGGAUCGACCUGCAUUUGGAAUUUGUCAAAAGUCUCUACGAAGGCUUGG